Messenger RNA from Closterium sp. NIES-67, 1062 nucleotides. The record is from the annotation of a GenBank genome assembly. NCBI's taxonomy places the organism in Eukaryota, Viridiplantae, Streptophyta, Zygnematophyceae, Desmidiales, Closteriaceae.
AGUCUCCUAUCAGCAAGCAAGCAACUCACACAACCUGCUCAAGUCAAGUCAAUACAGCGUCUAAACUUACCCUGAUCCAGCACAAGAGCCGACCUUGAGUCUUCACUCAAAACGAUUUCUUCCACUAAGCCAAAGCUCGAUCUCCUUACACGUUCUGCACCUUCGCCUUCUUACAAAAUUUUAAACCAUGGAGCUGGAAGCGCUCGAGAGCAAGCUGCAUCUUCUGGACCUCCACCGCCAGCUCAGCGCGGUUCACUGCCAGAACUUCAUCCGUAUCCUCGAGUCGUCGCUCGCCGAAUGCGCCACGCAAUCCGACCACGAUUCGAACGACGCCGCGGGGGCAGCAGAUGACGAUUUCCGAGUCAGCGCGGAAAAGCCCGUCGGGCUGUCCGUGCCACGUGCCUUCUCGCGAAGCGGCGACGCCGCGACGUCUUGGGAUUCUCUCAGCAGCAGCGUCAUCAGCAGCAGUUCGAGCAACAGCAGCAGCAGCAGCGGUAGCUGGGAAGCGGAUCUGAGCUUUUAUGACGAGUCCUGCCCGAUCUCCCGCACCCAUUCCCACUCGCACUCUCACUCCCGCCGCAGCAGCACUGGGAGGAAGCAACACGUACGCUCAACCGCGUCUUCCCCGCGCGGACACGCGCCGAAGAGCAGCCUGCGCCGCCACUCGAGCCUUAACACCGACGCGGCUCGGGACUUUCCGUGAACGACGAUUAUCCGACGCGGUUAGCUUUUCUGGUUUGAUCUGCAAACUCGUCUUCGCGCGCGGACGCCGACGAAUAGCUAGUGGAUAGCAGCCUCCGCCCCCUCAUGAAUGUUAACACCGACGCGGCGACAUACUUGCGCCAAUAAGCACCGAGCUCGUUUUACGGCGAGGCCGUCGCGUCUUCUAACAGCCCGACUCGCCGAACCAUUGGCAUCUGCCUGUACAGCGCGAUACGCGGGUCUCGUAGGAUCUGGCACGAUUCGCCAGGGUCCGCUUAACCUAAUGUUGUCAAUAUGUUAGUCUAGGAAUUUUUGUUCGUGGCAUAAUGUCAAUAUUUGACAUAAAAUCAAGUUACAGUU